CGUGGGGUUUAAGAUCUUGAUCAGUGUCUUGAAAUCCCUCUUUUUCUUUUUUCUCCACGCCCUUUCUGAUAUCUGAUGCUCAGGUGUCAACUACUGUAGAUAUCCCGAUCUCCCCCCUGGCGUUACUUUGAUAUUGCUCACACCAAAGGAAUCUGGGUCGAACGAACGAAAAGAACUGGUAUACAAGUUACGAAAUUCCACGGCUUAUGAGCCACAUAUUUACGGCAGGAACAGAUCGAGUUCGAAAGGACCAGCGAACGAGCCCUCCCUCCCUCCAAGUUCCUGACGGCAACCGACUUCCCAUCUGAAGCACUAUUUCCAACGAUUUUACUCUCCGCCACGGCCUAUGUCGAGAACCAUGCCAUAUAUGAGAAUCACAUUGAUAGCUGCUGUCGCAGCGAUACUUCUGCGAGGCGUUCGGGGAGGCGAGAUUGAUGCCCAGAUAGUUCAACGGGGCUUUAAUGUGGGCGUAUCCGCACUCCAGGAUGAGACAGCCGCUUUGGACACCAACCUGAAUAAUUUUGAUGGGAACUUAUUUGGAGCCCCUACAACACCGAUCACAUUUUCAGGCGUUGUUCAGCAGCCAUUCCGGGUUGGGACAGAAAAUCUGGGGGAUUAUCGCACCGCCGUCAAUAUAGCGUGUGAUAGAUUCCAGAAUCAGGAGUGCAAAAGGGCGGCUGAUCAAGUAGCUGGGUCUGACAAGAGUGACUGUGACCGUCAAAAAGACGAAUGUCAGGACUUCCUCAACAAUCCACCAACUCCGCGAACAUAUCGCGUACGGAUGAGUAUGGAAAAUGACAACGAGAACGAUUCCAUCUGCGAUAUCGAUAUUCCCGAGCCGUUCUAGUAUAUACUCAAUGUUUUCUUGUUUGCGGCGUCUUGGUAGGAAAUUGUUAGAUUAAUUUACAGAGUAUAGGUAGCAAAGGAGUUUGGCUAUAGCUACUAGGUUCGGACGGUCCAGGCUUUGGUUCAGGUUUAUGGAUGGGGACCGGUGCUUGAACGAACUGGCGGAGAACUAGAUGUCAUACUGAUUCAAUUCAUGCAAUCAUUUUAUUAUAGUUCGUGGCUGUUGCUGUAAUGUCUUACUGGAGGAGGACUUGACCCAUUUCGUAAAUGAACUUGGAAGAGAGAUGUCAUGAGAGGUAAUUGUACAUGUUCAUUACCUCAAUAGCUGGUAGAUUUCGUUCUUGAAGUGUUUAGCUUGGAGUAAAUGGCUAGAGUUGGGCAGUUAUCACUGUAGGUACCGUGCAUGAAUUUGCAGAUUUCUGUUCUUAUUAUACAUAUUGGUUCCUCGACUAUUACUAUACUUAGAUACUAUGUGGUAGGUAUCUUGAGCGCACCAUGGAACAUGUGACUGUACCCAUCAGCUGUUACCUCAGUAUCUGCUCAGUACAUAAAGUAUAUAACGUACUUCGUACAUGUAGCCUGAGGCCUUCGGGUGUGCUGCAGACUGCAAGCGGUUCCUGCGUC
Molecule: messenger RNA, 1470 nt
Organism: Xylaria bambusicola
Lineage: Eukaryota; Fungi; Ascomycota; Sordariomycetes; Xylariales; Xylariaceae
Exons: 6
Coding region: 347-847 (166 amino acids)
Source: RefSeq, a predicted model, not a curated record